Messenger RNA from Diorhabda sublineata, 4133 nucleotides. Its product is annotated as PHD finger protein 14. The record is from RefSeq and is a predicted model, not a curated record. Bases 131 to 2788 code for a protein of 885 amino acids. Gene Ontology annotation, biological process: regulation of transcription by RNA polymerase II. NCBI's taxonomy places the organism in Eukaryota, Metazoa, Arthropoda, Insecta, Coleoptera, Chrysomelidae. The transcript has 14 exons.
AAAUUUAAUACAUGUGUGGUGUUGCUAUUUGUAAUUUCUGCUCUGUGUCAUCAUUUCACGUGUAAAAGCUGUGAAGCGUUAUAUACUUUGUUUGGAGUUUAUUGUCACUUUUACUAACAAAAAGACAACUAUGGUUCCCAGGAAUUUUCCUUCUGUUGAAAGAGACCCCAAUAAAAGAAAAGUGAAACCUGUGGAUCCAGUAGAUCAACAGUGUGUACUAGAUUUUGAUGAAGAAAGUUCUGAUGAUAGUGAUUUUCGUAUUGAAGACCAUCCAGAAGUCAGUGAUGAUGAUGAUUCUCUGGACAGUCAAGCAGAAGAUGCUGCAAGUAGUGAAGACAAUGAAAAUGAAUCUGAGGAUUCAGACUCUGAUUUGGUAACAAGUCAACCUAAAACAAAUGGAAUUGAUUCUUCUAUAGCAAAUAUCCCACUACAGGAUACAAUAAAAUCUAAAAUAAAGUUUGAUGAACAUGAUGCACAAAUAAUGAUAUGUUGUGGUUGUCUUGGUGAUCAAAGUGAUGGAGUCAAUGAGAUUGUAGAAUGUGAUGGCUGUGGCGCUACUGUACAUGAAGCUUGUUAUGGAGUUUCCGAUUCCAAUAGUCUGGCUAGUACAGAUUCAGUAUCACCAACCACUCCUUGGUUUUGUGAAGCUUGUAAAGCAGGUAUUACAGAACCAAUUUGUGAAUUGUGUCCAAAUUCUGGGGGCAUCUUCAAAGAAACAGAUGUUGGAAAGUGGGUACAUCUUGUGUGUGCUCUGUACGUUCCUGGUGUGGCAUUUGGAGAAGUGGACAAAUUAACUAGCGUGACAUUAUUUGAGAUGCCUUAUAAUAAGUGGGGAGCAAAAACAUGUUCACUAUGUGAAGAUGAACGAUUAGCAAGGACUGGAGUCUGUAUAGGAUGUGAUGCAGGGAUGUGUCGAACAUAUUUCCAUGUUACAUGCGCUCAAAAAGAAGGUUUCCUGUCUGAAGCUCAUUCAGAAGAAGUUGAUCAAGCCGAUCCAUUUUAUGCUCAUUGUAAAUUACAUUCAGAUAAGACCUUAGUAAAAAGGAGGAAACGAAAUUAUAUGGCAUUACAGCUCAGAACGGAAUUCAGAAAAUAUCAGUUUUCCCAGGAAGGUCAUAAGGAUACACCUGAACAAGUAAGGAUUAAAAGAAAAUUAGAAAAGCAGAAAAUACACUACUUGAGUCAUAAGGGAUUGAAACCGCCGCCUUGGGUGCCCACACAGAAAAUGCCUCGAUUGCUCACAACCAGUGCGUCAGCUUGUCGUAGACUUUUAAGGAAAGCAGAGCUAAUGGGUGUUAACACCGUUGUCAUGGAAAUGCAGGAAUUACAAUCUGCAGCUUUAGUUGACAUAAGGAAAAAAUGGCACAUUCCCCCAGCAUUUUCUGUAGAAUUCAUAGCCUAUUAUUUAGAUAGAAACGAUAGGUUGAGAGAAAUGAAGAGAAGUGUUGAAAAUUACAUGGAUGAAAAUAAGAAUUUGUUAGAAGAGCAACAACAUUUACGACAAAAAUACGAUGAGAUUUUGAAAAAAAAUACCGAAGUAACUGCAAGAAAUAAUGAUCUGAAACAAAAUAUACAUAAGUUCCAUUCAGCAAUUCUUAGUGCAUGUCCUACUAAAAAUUUGCCAAAUAUAGAAGAUUUAGGUAAACCCAUCACUAGUAGAACACCACAGCCUAUGAUGGUACCAACAGCAGCUGCCCUCAAAAUGGGCGUUGGAUUUCCAUUGAAAAAUAUCCCUUUAGGUAGAACAGAUAGGGUGUUGAGCAGUCACGCAAAUAAAGAUCCUUUACUUUUAAAUGAAUGUGGAACAUGUCGACAACGUAGAGAUCAACAUCUUUUAGCAAAAUGUGAUACAUGUCAUUUAUACUACCAUCUAGAUUGUCUUAAUCCACCUCUCAGUCGUUUACCUAAAAAAUCAAAACUGUAUGGUUGGCAGUGUUCUGAAUGUGAUAAAACAUCAGAUUCAGAAGUUGAAGAAUUGAAAACACCCAGACGAAGUAGAAGUAUUUACAGUAAUAGGGAAAGUAAAUCAGAUCAGGAUAUAUCAUCACCGCCAAAAUUAAAGAUUAAACCAGUUGAUUCUAAUGAGGAAGAAAAUGAUAAUGGAAUAUCACAAUCUGAUGAACAAAUACCUCAGGGAAGACCAAAUAUUUCGAAUCUGAUUACAGAGUUGUCUGAAAUGAAUGGUGUUCAAAUAGUUGUUGAUAAUGGGUAUGAGGGAAGCCAUAAGUCUGCCAAAAAGCGUCGAAGAGAAAAACAUAGAAACAGAAACUCAGAUUCACCAGAUGUUAAUAGAGAACACAAAAGGAAAAGAAAGAAAAAAUGUUUAGAAAUCCAAGAGACGUUACCUCACCCACGAAUUACAAUUAAGAUCAAACCAAUUCCUCUGCCAGCUGGAGAAGUUGCGUCUGAAUCUAACCCUCAAUGUUUUUAUGUACCAAACGAGGCAGAUGAUAAUGCGCCUCCACCAUUUUCUUCUCCAAAAGCAGCUAAGAUAGAAAAAAGAGAAAUGAGGAAAAGUAGAAGUCCCAGAAUAUCAGAUUCCGGAAAAUUUCAGGAUAAACAAAAACCACCUGUUAUUAAAUUAUCGAAGAAACCAGUCGGAGGAAAUAUUUGUGAUGUUUGUCAAGGGGAUGGAUCACACAGUAAUUCUGUCAAAUGUGAUGAAUGUCAGAAAAAUUAUCAUUUCGCUUGUUUGGAUCCCCCUCUUAAGAAAACUCCAAAAAUAAGAGGUUAUUCUUGGCAUUGUGCUGAUUGUGAUCCAACGGUAAGUAGAAAUCCAACUUGGUAAUAUUUACUGGAAAAAUUGUUUUAGAUUUAUCAUUUCAAACGAAUACACUCUCCAGCUAAAUUGACUCAUAAUUUUUUAUUUGAUUAUAGUAUAUAGAAUAAUAAAUCAUUAUAUGCGAGUCAAAUACUAUACCUUAUCCAUGACUACUAAAUAUUUUUGUUGGAGUUUUCUAAUUCGAAAAUUUUGAUAUAUUAUUAGAAACACUAUUAUUUAUUAUAAUAAUCCCUUUUGUCAGCUCAAAAUUGAUAUGCCAUAUUAUAUACUUUCUUUAACUUUUCCGGCAGUAGCUUCUCUGAUUUCUGAACUUGUUAAAGAAAAGUCACUUUCAUUUUCUAUAUCCUUUUUUAGUUGGUCUUUUGAUAUAAUAAAAUAUUAGAACACUAACAAAUCUAAACACAUAACAAUUUUGACAGGUUUGAGUCAAAUUUAUUUUGUUUCAAAAGGUACUUCAAUCUAUAAAUUGUUUAAUAAAAUUAAAAACAAAUAUAUGACAAACACAUUGAAUGUUACUGAUAGCUCAGUGGUAAUGCUUCGUGCCUUCAAACUACAUGUCCAGGGCUCGAAUCUUAAACCAAAGCUAUCGAACGACUCUGCAUCAAUUUUCAAGGCUGUAAUAAAUACCAAAAGAAAUUGGUUCAUAAAAUCACAAACUUACUUGUAUUAAGAUUAAGUUCAAUUGGUUGUUAUGUUCACAAUUCAUACACAAAUCAUAUAUUAACAAUAAUAACCAAUUCCAAGCCAUUUGGACAUCCUCAGAACCAGUAUGAAUAACAAUAUAGUAAUUUUUCAAGCUCUUUGCCUUGAUUAAAUGAACGUCUCUAUUAUUCUCUCAAUUGAAAUCUUCAAUAAUAUAAAAAAAGAAAGAAAAAACAAUUUUCCAUCAAUUCACGAUAUUUGUUUUUUCUUAUAAUCUUAAGAUACAAGUAAGUUUCUACAAUUUAGAAAAUUGUUAUUUUAUGAAAACUAGUUUCUUUUGGUAUUUAUUACAGCCUUGAAAUUGGAUGCAAAGUCGUUCGAAAGCUUAGGAUAGCACAAACAAAAUUCGCCAAAUUAAAAAAAUUCUCCCAUAACUGCUUACCCCAUUAUUGAAUAAUUGUUUUUUGUAGGAUUUGUAAGAGGAUUUUUAAUCUGCCAAAACAUAUUUUUUUGCUGUGAAAACGUAGACUAUCUGAAUAUUGUGAUAUAAUUUUUUUACUCAUAAUAUUAAUAUGAAUAACAUUUUGCAAUUCCAAUUAAUCCCCUUAUUAUUUUUAAUUUUCAGGGAUCUGAGUAGUGUGGCGGAUAUUUUUGAAUGAUUACACUUGCUGUUUAAUUAUAUUCAUAGAAAUACAUAAAUCUGAAAAUA